Drosophila arizonae is the source of this 671-nucleotide messenger RNA. RefSeq lists its product as uncharacterized. The record is from RefSeq and is a predicted model, not a curated record. Lineage: Eukaryota; Metazoa; Arthropoda; Insecta; Diptera; Drosophilidae.
UCUCUAUUAAGUUUGUCUAGAGCUUUGAGAUGUCGUCGACUGGCAGUCUAGUGGUGCUCUUCGGCCUGGCCGUAAUGGCUGCUGCCAGGCUGCAAAUACCGAAGAUCCAAAGCCUGCAGCAUCAGGCGGAGGUGCUGAGCGUGCAGAAUCCGUCAAAUGGACCUGCUUGCUUUUCAUUCUAUAGACCAAUGCUAGACAGCAUCGCCGAGCAAUACGAGGCGCAAUAUAACUUGUGUAACUCCCAAUACGAGGACCAGGCCGUCAUAGAGUACGCCAAAUGGCAGCAACCACGUGAGCAGCUUACGUCCAGGGGCCGUAACUCCUGCGGCCGGAUUGAUAACUGCGCCUCAAUUGUGAGCGCCGUACAGGCCUUCGAGUGCUACGCGGAAGUGGGCUCCGAUGAGUCGAAAACUAUGUACGGCAUUUCAGCAAAUGCAACUGAAAUGCUGACGGAUAUGGAGGCACUGUAUCAGAAACUGAUUUCAGCGAAGGACAUUUGCAUCAACAAUGCGGAGAGAACAUAUGUCGAGUUUACCGCAACCACAUACGAGGCAUUGAAUGACUGCCUAAGUGGCAAAAUUAUUUUAACUUCAACACCUAAAUAUGAUAUAACAACAACCCCAGACCCAGACCCAACAGGAAUAACAGAUGAGGGUUAUACAUUUCCAUAA